Molecule: messenger RNA, 1570 nt
Organism: Sarcophilus harrisii (Tasmanian devil)
Lineage: Eukaryota; Metazoa; Chordata; Mammalia; Dasyuromorphia; Dasyuridae
Gene: C6H11orf86
Product: chromosome 6 C11orf86 homolog
Exons: 2
Coding region: 34-468 (144 amino acids)
Source: RefSeq, a predicted model, not a curated record
CCGGCCCUGGGCUGGUCAUUCCCUGCCGCGGCCAUGGUGAUCACUCGGAGCCAGUCCCUCAGGCUCCCCCGGGCCUCCUAUAACAAACUCCAGGACGUGUGGGGGGAUCGCUUAGAAUGCAAGGGGCUGAGCCCCCUCGUCCCCCAGGGCCGCCAGCAGGCCCCCCGCUUGCAGAGGUCCCUCAGCCUCCGGUCCCGGAGGGAAAAGCCGCCCCCUGGGUGCCCGGAAGCCGACUCGGGCCUCCCCGAGGGCCAGGACUCCCCUCCUCCCGACGGCGCUGCUGGGAACCUGGGGGACACGGAACAGCUGAUCCAAGGCAAGGCCCGGGGGAGGCAGAAAAUGCACCACUAUAGGAAGCAGGUGGAUCAUGCCCUGAGAAGAACGUGGGGGAGCUUCGUGGCCAACCUCCCCGGAGUGACCCUCAGCCGCUCGGCCACCCCUAGCCCCGCCCGGGACUCUGCCAGCUGAAGGGGGCGGCCGCGGUGGGCAGGACCCCCCGUCCCAGCUUCUUCCGGGGCCCAGGACGACCAGCACUUCUGGGGAGCCCGCAAGGCUCCUCCAGGUGGACGCCGGCACCGUUCUGCUCCUUUAUUUAUAAUUUACAGCCACGUCCUUUCCUCGGCCGAGCAGCGUCUCCUUGGGUGUCUUGCCCGGCCCUGCAGCCCGGGCACCCCCUCGGUCCUCCCGGCCGGCUGCUGGCUUCCUUCUGGAGGCCGAAGCCAUUGAUCUUUCUGCCCCAGAAGGGGAGGCCGGGCCUUAGCCUCAGCAGCCUUUCUAGGGGGAGGGGAGAUGUUCAGGGCAGGGGCCUGGAGAGCAAGAGCUGCUGAAGCCAGAUUCCUGCUGAAGCCCUCUCUGACCCCUGACCCCCUGCUGAAGCCCUCUCUGACCCCUGACCCCCUGCCGGGACCUCACUGCCCCCCCCUCGCGGGGACCUCGCUGCUCCCCAGAGAACAGCACACCCCUCUUCUCCCUCGGGUGGGCUCCUGGGCCCAGGAUGCUCUUCCUCCUCAUCCUGCUUCCUGUAGUAGGACCGACAUCCGCCUUCUCCAGAAAGCCUUUCCUGGUCCCCUCAGCCCCAGGACCUUCCCCGGAGCGACUUCCUUUGAUUUACUGCCACCACAGCUCCUGUGCAGGGGACUGUGGACAGGUGGUCCCCCUAUACGACUGCAGCCUCUUGGAAGAGCUUUUGCUUGGCCCAGUGCCUGGCACACAGCAGGCACUUAAUAAAUGCUCAUGGAGCCACCAAUUGGCCAAAAACCUGCCCUCCGAUACCCCCCUCUUUCUCCCGGCCUGAGUGAGGAUGCUGCUGUAGGGAACGGCCCAUCCAGGCCUUUGGCUGCGGUCCUUUGCAGAGCCUUCCGAGGGGCCUGGGAGGGACCUGGCCGUGCCAGGAGGGGCCAGAGAGGCAGAGGGAGCCCGGCUGUGCCAGGGAGCUCCCGCUGCCUGUGACCUGCCCCUCCCCAGGCCGAGCUGGUGCCCCUGCCCUUCCCAGCCCUGCCUGGCUGCACACUGACAGGGACAGUGCUCCGGACCGAACACGAGUCACCAUUUGCUUAUAAAUAAAAGCUCG